Molecule: messenger RNA, 1827 nt
Organism: Talaromyces rugulosus
Lineage: Eukaryota; Fungi; Ascomycota; Eurotiomycetes; Eurotiales; Trichocomaceae
Exons: 7
Coding region: 1-1827 (608 amino acids)
Cellular component (GO): Mis6-Sim4 complex
Source: RefSeq, a predicted model, not a curated record
AUGGAGAAUUUGCGAACGAUAUCAGAAUUAAAGACUUUGUUUAUCAGAAACCAGGUCCGCACCCUUUCUGCCUCGAUUGCGCCGCAGGAGGGAUGGCGCGACUACGCGCCCGAGACGGAAGACAACCUGAGCGAGAAAACAGUAGAGGAAGUUUUACAAAAAUUAAACAGCACGUUGAAGCAGCACAAUCGCGUUGUUUACUCCAAUCAGGCCAUUCAACAUGUUGCCCGUCAGAUUGAGAGCUUGUAUUGGGAGUCAGUCAAGAAAGAAGCCAUCGGCCCGGCUAAAGAGUUGAGUGGAGUCGAGCUGGGCUCGGACUUGUCGAAUCAUCACGUGAUUGAGAAACUCCCUGAACAAUAUGCGGGCGAAGAUAUUUCAGAAGAAGAUAGAAUCAGGUACGAAAGUUUAUACCAACGACUAGUGGCGCUGGACAGCCGGCGACAGGUACAGCAGAAACGACUGGCUCAAUACAGGCAACUGGAAGCCCUUCUCGAGCCACUGAAAAAUCCACAAGAGAAUAUCCAGCCGAACCUGAUCACGCGAGACGGCGAGCUUAUUCAAGAGAUUGACAAGAUGAGAAUGCUGGUGGCAAGGGUGGGUGGACGAGUUCGCAAAACCCCUUCGUCCCAGCUGGGGACUGAGUCGAGCACGAUAUCAGCGGCAGAUCCAGACGAUAAACUUGCAGCGCUGCUAGACUUCAACCGGAGAAUCAAAGUUCCGCCACUACAGCCCAUGGCGCGCCCAUCGACCAGCGGAGACGAAGCAUCGCGCUUCUCGGACGACACUGAGUCUGACGUCGGUUUCGCCAACGCAGACAAGUCUGUCCACAGCAGCUGGGAAGUCACUAACCGAAAAAACAACAACAAUAACAACAUCCCAUCCGACACCGUGUCGGACCAACGCAGUCAGCAGCAGCAGGCCGCGGCUGUCGAAGCACCGCUCCCCCAAGCUCCGAGCCUCCCAUCGCGCCCGGUCUCUCGAAGCUUCGCGGUCUUUGCGCAGGACGACCUCGCCCUUGGGAGCAUGACGGCAAACGGAGCCUCGAUGGGAAACUUUGUGGAGAAUUCGCCGAAUGUAAACAUGGCCAACAUGGCUCGCCAGCCUCAAUCUCCCGCUGCUCAGCAUGCAGUUCCCCAGGUCAACGGCGGCGGCGCGGUCGGCAACAACAUGAUGGCUGGCCUCCCCAUGAAUGCCGGGCACCAGAUGGAUCUCAACAAUCUCUACGAGAUGGUCAUUGAGUUCAGUGAUGUCCUCAAGCACAACCGCGAGAUGACCCGUGGCAUUGUUGCUAGCGCUGAAGAGCUCAUGCGACGUUCAACUGCCGAAGGUGCCAGUCCCGAUAUCCAACAGAUUGGAGGCGAAAUUUCUGCUGCCCGCAUUGCAGAGCUAGAGCGUGCCUUGGCCAAAGAACGGCACACCGUGGAAAUUCUGAGGCGCGAGCAAGUCGAGAACACAAAACUGAUUGGCGAUUUUGAAUCGACCUUGGGUAUCGUCGUUGAGCAAAUUCGCAACUAUUGCCAGGACAACAACAUGUACUUUCUUGCGCAAAAGAAGGACUACAACUCUCUCCUGCAAGCCGAACGUGACGCCCACCUCGACAGCCGCUUGGACCGUGACCAUUGGCAUGCCCAGACAAUUCGUCUUGCAGAGAUGUUACGCACUGCAUACCGCUUACGUUGUGAGGAGGACGUAGCGCCUACCCGCAUUGUGCAAGGCCUCCAGAGCGAGGUCCGCGCUCUUCGUUCAGCCAUUGGUCUUGAGCCUGAGAAGCCUGAAGAGGAAACGGGUUACGAGUUCCUCAAGGAUCUUCCUUCGGGUGAAGAAUAA